Messenger RNA from Boleophthalmus pectinirostris (great blue-spotted mudskipper), 888 nucleotides. RefSeq names its product P2Y purinoceptor 4-like. Gene Ontology annotation, cellular component: plasma membrane. Gene Ontology annotation, molecular function: G protein-coupled receptor activity. Gene Ontology annotation, biological process: G protein-coupled receptor signaling pathway. Lineage: Eukaryota; Metazoa; Chordata; Actinopteri; Gobiiformes; Gobiidae. The record is from RefSeq and is a predicted model, not a curated record.
AUGAACAACAGCAGUGAGACCUGCCUGCCCAUUGCCCAGCACAUGUCUAUCCCUUUGCUCAUGUGCUUGGUCUACUUCAUGGGUUUCCUGCUUAACAUCUUCAGUCUGUGGGUCUUCUGCUGCUGUAUGUUGUCAUGGAGCGCUGGGACCAUCCUCCAGUUCUGCCUGGCCCUGAGCGACACCCUUUCUGCCCCUGUCACUCCAGUCACAGAUAGGUACUUCCUCAUGAGCAACAGCUGGACUUUCGGACAAUUCCUCUGCCAAGUCAAAAUCACUCUCAUGGCCUCCCAUUUUUACGGCAGCACCAUUUUUCUCACUCUGAUCAGCGUUCAUGGAUACACAGUUGUAGUGCAUUUUAACAAGACCUCCAGAAUGAAAAACAAAAGCUUAAUUAAAAAACUGUGCAUCGGAGUGUGGCUACUUCUUUUAGAGAAAUCUCUGGUUUUAACCUUCCCAACACUGCCCCCAACUAAAGUGGGAUAUCGUGUGCAAUGUCUGAGCUUCAGUCAAACUACCCUGUCAAACUCCCUCUUUAUAUUUGUUCUGUUUUUGUUCAGUUUCCUGUUUCCUCUCAGUAUCUCUGCCAUUUCUUUUUUCCAGCUCACAAAUGCUCUCACUAGCUUGAACACCAGCUCCUCCAAAGGCCUGAAACUAAAAUCCCAGCGCAUGAUCCGAAUGUGCCUGAUCAUUUUUGUGAUUUGCUUCCUGUCCAUGAACGUUACUCAGUUACUAGCAGUACUCACGAAGUACUUUCCUCAACAUUGCGAGACUGCUUUGUGUGCAGACUGUGUACUCAUAGCUGAACUGAACUGCUGCUUGGAUCCUCUGCUCUACUGUUUUGGAUCACGGAACUUUAGAGACACAUUUACAUCUUUGAGGAAAGGUUAA